GUACAUGUACAUGGCGCUAAACUUAUAGAAUGCUGCUGUCAGAACGGCCAAAGCCUUCAGGCAAAGAGAGCAUUUAGAACUCUCGUCAGGGGAACACACGGAUAACUGCACUCAUGCGUUGGCCCUAACGCUGCACCAGGCCACCCUCGGGGUGCUAAACCCAACUGGCUGUUGAGCCAGGGGAGCUAGCGUUGCCCCCUGUUGAAAACUGCACCGCACCUAGGAAGAAGCAGAUCAGACUGAAAAGCUCUGCCAGCGUCUAGUUUACCUCUGGUGCGCGCUGACAUUGGAAAGGUGUUGGAUGCAGAGUGCGUGGCUUAAAAAGGAAACCAAAGGACGGAGGCGAUAUGGAUAGGACUUGGACGUGCAUCGUUUGCGUGUCGCAGGUACUACUGGUACUUAGUCACGCUGAGAAUGGACUGACUGCCAGGCCAACACUCAAAUAUGCUUUGGACUGGAACUCGCCGCGAACGCUUAGCUCCUCGUCUCCCCUACCAGCAAGGCAAACCUCCCGACUCCAGCUUCUCUGCUCGAUACAGCAAGGCCUGCAGGUCAAUACCUCUACCGCUAGCAACCAGCAACCCGGUGACGUGUACUGGUCACGUGAUGGAAAGCGGCUGACCUCUUCCAGUACCAGUGCCCGGCUGAGAUGGUCGCUAGCUGAACUGACCCCUGCCACACACGAGCAGCAGCGUCAAGCUCCUUGGACGUUUAGUCUGACGCUGAAUGCUGUGACGAGUAGCGAUGGUGGUCGCUACGCGUGCCACGUAUCAGGACAGAGAGCAUGGUUGCAAUUGCAAGUGCUGCCUGUCCUGGACUCCGUCUCGCUUCGUCACGUGGUCGUGGUUGGACAUCGCGUGAAUAUUCCCUGCACUGCCAGUGGUCAUCCCGAGCCCCUGGUCAACUGGCGAAAGGUCGACAAGCACUCCGAGCACCACCAGUUCGAAACAGUGGAAGGUUACAGUUCUGUGAACCUGACCAUCAGCUCCAUAAUACCCAGUGACGCGGGUACCUAUGUCUGCAGUGCUACCAACACAGCCGGGAGUGACGUCAACGAACUGAGCCUGAUCGUAAAACGGCAAGGCCUGAAGCAAGGAACCCAGGAAAGUAUCUCCAUGCUUGUCAAGGAGAAUGUCCGCGGCGGUAGGCUGAUUCCGAUCCAGAAAGGCGAGGCCCUGGUCCGCACGCCAGGCACUAGCUUCGACCUAGAUUGUCACCUGGAGCCCGGUCGUGAUCCCGAAGUGGAAGUCAGCUGGUGGGUAAACGCAAGAAGAUUCCGAAACAAGAGCAGAGCGAAGAUCAUUGGCUGGUUGCCCGGCAACCUCUACCAGGAUCAUCAGAUUCGCUUCCACAACUUCAGCCAUCAUGAUGGUGGUGUGUACACGUGCAUCACCAGUGUGGGAAACGUCACGGCAACCAUUGCUGUUGAGCCAGUCAUCUCUCAGCUGACACGCCACCGUGAGGUCAAUAGCGGAGAGGCAGCGCUCCUGCAGUGCAAGGCGGGUGGCUAUCCCAGACCCAAGGUCUUCUGGACCCAUCUGGCCAGUGGCACGCGCAUCGCCUCCAAGAUUCUCAACUUGACCCGUGUGGAGGCCAAGGAUGGUGGCGAAUACGAAUGCACGGCUCACAACACACAUGGACAGGCCAAAGGGAAAACUAUGCUGACUGUAUCAGCACCAGCACUUGCCUUUCUGGAGAGCGUACACGAGAGUCGGCGCAUGGUCAAGCAAGGCUCAGCAGCGCACUUCUCGUGCGCUGUGAAAGACCAUCCAAACAUGCCCGCAACCUGGUACUUCUCCUCUCCAGCUAACAAGAAGCAGCUCGGCACCGACCAAGUGCGGCUCAAAUCCACUGACAGCCAACUGAUCAUUGAGAGCUUUGACUCAGCAGAUGUGGGGGAGUACAGGUGCGUUGUCGGGCCGGAAGGGAGACAGUUGAGGCGCUCAUUCGAUGCACAGCUAGUCACAGACACUGCACCGGAUGAUACUGGCUCAGACCAAUCUCUCCAGUGUACACCAGGCAAAGCGCCGUGCAGCUCCGGGUCGGCACUUGCAUCGAGCCGCACUCUUCUGGCGUUUGCCGCCGUGACUAUCCUCGCAGCUUGCCUGUAGCACUCCAGAAGGGCAAGCAGCGAGCACUGCUAUCAGCUAAGAGUGAGAAGGACCAGUGUGUUGUUGUCAAAACUAACUUCCAUGUCCCGGGCUGGUGACUGCAAUGAACUACUUUCCCAUGCACGGCUGGGCAUCACUUGAGAUACGCUAUAAUAUUUGCAAAUAAUGAGAUAGAUACAGUAUGUAGGUUUAAUAAUAGCGUGAGCAAUUUGAUAGUUCGUAAAAUUCACCAGGGCAUUGAACUCAAUACUAGCUGCUAGGAAUUGCCCCUUUUUGUCUGACAAUAAUUUUGUGAGCACAUAAUACAUAUACAGCCUAGACACAUGACACGGGUUAUAAAGUGCAUUCACCCGUCGCCGUCAUUCUUUUUCUCAUCUUUGAUGAUGAAAGUCUACUAUUACAAAUA
Messenger RNA from Sycon ciliatum, 2517 nucleotides. Its product is annotated as hemicentin-2-like. NCBI's taxonomy places the organism in Eukaryota, Metazoa, Porifera, Calcarea, Leucosolenida, Sycettidae. The record is from RefSeq and is a predicted model, not a curated record. The transcript has 8 exons. Bases 348 to 2111 code for a protein of 587 amino acids.